This is a messenger RNA of Oryza sativa Japonica Group (Japanese rice), 1324 nucleotides long. RefSeq names its product protein PHOSPHATE-INDUCED 1. NCBI's taxonomy places the organism in Eukaryota, Viridiplantae, Streptophyta, Magnoliopsida, Poales, Poaceae. The record is from RefSeq and is a predicted model, not a curated record.
AAACUGCAACCGUGGCAUAUUGGCAUGCAGGAAUCACACCUAUAAAUAUCCACUCCCGUAGCUAUUCAGAAACCACACAAAGACACACGUACUUGUAUACACAGCUCUCGCACCAAGCAAGCGUGCACAACAAUUGCACUACGAGAUCAUGGCCUCGGAUCGUAGGGUUUGCACCGUCCACCACAUGAGCCACGCGGCAAUCGUGCUGGUUUCAGUACUGCUGCUGUGCUCGGCACAUCCCUCCGCGGGAGCCAGGAGGCUCAUGGAGCUGUACAAGCCACCGCCCAGCGAGCAACUCACGUACCACAACGGCACCGUGUUGCGGGGCGACAUCCCCGUGUCGGUCGUCUGGUACGGCCGCUUCACGCCGGCGCAGAAGGCCGUCGUCUCCGACUUCCUCCUCUUGCUCACCGUCGCCUCGCCGGCGCCGACCCCGUCCGUGUCGCAGUGGUGGAACACCAUCAACCAGCUGUACCUGUCCAAGGCGGCGGCGCAGGGCAAGAACGGCGGCGGAGGCGGCAAGAUCACCACGCAGGUGAGGCUCGCCGGCCAACUCACCGACGACCAGUGCUCGCUCGGGAAGAGCCUCAAGCUGUCCCAGCUGCCGGCGCUGGCGGCGAGGGCCAAGCCCAAGAAGGGCGGGAUCGCGCUGGUUCUCACCGCGCAGGACGUGUCCGUGGAGGGGUUCUGCAUGAGCCGGUGCGGCACGCACGCGUCGAACGCCAAGGCCCGCACGGCCUACGUCUGGGUCGGCAACUCCGCCACGCAGUGCCCCGGCCAGUGCGCGUGGCCGUUCCACCAGCCGGUGUACGGGCCUCAGACGCCGGCGCUGGUGCCGCCCAGCGGCGACGUCGGGAUGGACGGCAUGGUGAUGAACAUCGCCAGCAUGGUCGCCGGCGUCGUGACCAACCCGUUCGGCGACGGGUUCUACCAGGGCCCCAAGGAGGCGCCGCUGGAGGCCGCGACGGCGUGUCCGGGGGUCUACGGCAGCGGUGCGUACCCCGGUUAUGCCGGGAACCUGGCGGUGGACCCCGCGACGGGAGCGAGCUACAACGCCAAUGGAGCACACGGGAGGAAAUACCUGCUUCCGGCUUUGUUCGAUCCUGCCACGUCAACCUGUUCAACUUUGGUGUGAGGGACUCAGGACGGAGGAAAUAUGGUGUAAUGAUAAACCGGUGUAUAUACGGAGCAAAGAGUGGUCAAGAGUAAAUACUACUUGUACUUCUUUGAAAAAAAAUAAUACCCCUAGAUAUGAUUUUUUAAGAAGAUCGGUAAAUAAAAUCGAAAUAGCUAUCCAUCUACUAACAGAUUUUGUAUGGCUUAA